AUGUCACAGGAUAUAUUUAAACAAAGAAUCGAGGAUGAGAAUAUUGAAGACACAACUACCAAGGAUUCAUUAUUCAGGUUCUUUUGUGACCAAGAGUUGGAAGAGUCUCACGGUCACGAGCUCAUUGAUCAAAUAGUAAAGAUUUCUCGUAAUCCCCCAUAUUCAAAGAUUUUAUAUCAAUUAUUAAUGGAGUAUCCUGACCAAUUUAUUAAACGCCUUGAAAUUAUGAAUGACCAAGCGGCUAUUAUAAUUACCAAUAUUUUAGGUAUUAAUAGCGAAUCUGAAGAGAUAAUGCAAAAGUUGUAUUCCAGCUUAAGAUGGAUCAUGAAGUCACGUGUUAAUUUGCCAUUCUACUUACAGGUAUAUAGCUCUUUGGUAACUCAUUCUGAAGUCACAAAUCCAGAGCAUCUAAACCUAUUUUUAACAUUUGUGGACGGACAAAAUGAAGAUGUUCACCGUGGAGUUUUGGUGUUGGUUAUACAGAACUUGCAACUACAAAAAACGAAAACAUUAAACGUAAUAUCAGAGUAUCUAGAAAUAAUUAUGGAUGAAAACGAACUCAGUUACGGCAGCUUUGUUAAUUUUGUAUCUGUUCAAACCAUGUGUUUCCCUAUUAUCCCCGAAAUAUGUGCCACCAUUUACCAGGAUGACAAAACAAGAAACCACUUGUUGCAACGCAUAAACAGCAUUAUCAAGGGUGAGGACAUUCCUUUAGCUUUGCCUACUUUGAAAUUGAUUACAGCCUCAUGCAUUAUUGAGAAUUGUCGAAAUUACACUGUUUCCAACUUUCUCAAGUUCCUAACACAGGGGUGUAAAAUCAGUAAUAGCAAAAUCCAAGUUGUUUCAAGUGUAACUAUCAGUAAACUAUUGAAAUUACUCGAAGUUGAAAAGAAGGAUUCUGAGAUAAGUGUUAUACACUUAGCUGAAAUUUUGAUAAAUUAUUUCAAGCAUGCCAAAGUUUUAGAUGAAUACGUGGAAUACUCCGUAGAGGGGUUGAUGUAUUUGUCAUUGUACUGGAAGGUCAGAGAAUUAAUUAGAAUGGAUGUAAACUUAAUCAAACUAUUUCUUGCAAAGCUCAAAGAGACAUCAACAGAUUCCACCAAUAUUAAUACGUCAUUUCAAUAUGGAGUGUUGUCAAUUUUCUCAAAUUUGACAAAAACAAGAGAUACCAAUGACAAAGAAUCAAAUUCAAACACUAGAAAUCGUUUAAAAACAGCAGCAAGUCCUAAAUAUGGAUCCAAUAACGAACAAGAAAACCAAGAAGGCAUUACUUUAUUUAACCGAGAACUACUUAACGAUAACAAAAUUGUAUCCACUAUAGCCUCGUUAAAGUCUUAUAAAUCAGGUUCAAAUAAUUCACUUUCUGAAGUAAUCAAAAUUAUAUACCACUUGUCAUCAGAUCAAAGGAAACAGGUCCGAAUCGAAUUGGUCAAACAAGGUGCAUUGACUAUAGUGUUAAAUUAUUUAAUUAAUUUCAGUGAAAUGAAACGCCACGGAAACUUAAUAAGAGUCCUUCCUAAACCACAAGACGAAAUAGUUCAACAGUGUCGUACUUACGCUAAUAGGUCGUUGGCAAGAAUGUUGAUUGUUGUUGAUCCUCAAACUGCGUUUUCCAAGUACGAUUCACGAGUUGCUAUACCAUUUCUAAAGGAAUUGUUGGGUCCAGAUAUAUCCCAAUAUCAGGGAGGUGAUACCGAUUCUUAUCUUCACGACAUGUCAUUAUUGGAUCAUUUUGAAUGCUUACUAGCAUUAACCAAUAUAGCAGCCACAGCCAAACCAGAGCUUAAGCAUUACAUGGUUACACAACUAUUUGAUUCGUAUUUAGAUAACUUUAUUAUUUCAGAAGAUUCGAAAAUUCGAAAAGCAACUUGGGAAUUGAUAGCAAACUUGAGCACAGAAGUUCCUCUUUUAGUGAAAUUCUUUAACUGGGAUGCCGAAGCUGCCAGAAAGCGAUUCGGCUUAUCGAUGCAAUUGCUUCAAUCAGGGGAAGUGAGUUUACAGGCAACCAUUGCUAUUUUCUUGUUGCAUUCUACAGAUAUUGAUCCACUAGCAGCACAGAUUGUGUCUGACGACAAUAAAUUCAAUACUUUCAUUGACAUAAUAACGGACAUUUUUUCGACUCAAUUGAGUGAAAAAAGUUUGAUUUUACCAAUGGAAUACGUGCUAUUAAAUUUAGCAAUUGCUGCUGGAAAUCAUUCUAAAACGAAUUUCUCCACUUUAGCUUCAAAUACAAAAUUGAAAGAUUGUUGCCGAGAUAUACUUCGAUCCGGAGGGGAAGAAGAACGAGAAGUAAUAAUGGAGGUAAUCAAAACUUGUCAGUUUAAAUAG
Candida albicans SC5314 is the source of this 2328-nucleotide messenger RNA. RefSeq lists its product as uncharacterized. The record is from RefSeq and is a predicted model, not a curated record. The transcript has a single exon. Lineage: Eukaryota; Fungi; Ascomycota; Pichiomycetes; Serinales; Debaryomycetaceae. The coding region runs from base 1 to 2328 and encodes 775 amino acids.